Molecule: messenger RNA, 1459 nt
Organism: Trichoplusia ni (cabbage looper)
Lineage: Eukaryota; Metazoa; Arthropoda; Insecta; Lepidoptera; Noctuidae
Exons: 2
Coding region: 196-1065 (289 amino acids)
Molecular function (GO): nucleic acid binding
Source: RefSeq, a predicted model, not a curated record
AGCGCACAAAACCAAUGCAAUGGUUCUGACGAAGAAGCUUAAGUACGAUGUCCCGGUCGUUCGCAUGCGAGGUGUCCGGCUGAAUCUCGUAAACGAGAUCAAGUUGUUAGGACUAGUGAUAGACAACAAACUCACCUUCAACGCACAUGUAUCCGCCACGUGCAAGAAAGCUGCGGACAUAUACAAACAGCUAGCAUGUGCAGCGAGGGUGACGUGGGGACUGAAAAGAGAAGUAACCAGAACUAUCUACGUGUCGGUGAUAGAGCCAAUCGUGCUUUACGCAGCGAGCGCUGGGCCCCUGCGGCUGAGAAGCUGAUGGUAAGAAACCAGCUAGACUCACUGCAAAGGGGCUUCGUGCAGAAGAUCUGCAAAGCGUACCGCACGGUGUCUCUGACAUCGGCACUUCUUCUCUCAGGACAGCUGCUUCUCGACCUUCGGGUAGCCGAGGCAGCCACAUUGUUCAGGGUUAAGAAAGGAUACUCAGACGAGUUCUUACCACCCGGAAGGGAGGUGGAGCGAAAAGCCGAGUACCUCCAACAUCCACAUCCGUCAAAACUUGUGCUCACGGAAUACCAGCAGCUGGAAGACUUCAACUCCGAAACCGUAGAAACUCACCAGGUGGUCGGUCCUCACAUAUAUACCGACGGAAGCAAAAUAGAGGGCAAAGUAGGAGCAGCCCUAACCUGGUGGGACGGAGGAAAGGAGGUGAAGCAAAGAACCUUCCGGCUAGAGCCACACAACACUGUCUUCCAAUCGGAACUUUACGAUUCCAGAUCGUCUCUCGACCUGCUGAGGUGCCCCAGAGCAACACACCAACUGGCCCAUAACAUCAAAGAGAUGGUGCGUGGAAUCCGGGAGGAGGGCAGAAACGUGAAACUCUUCUGGUUGAGAGCACACGUAGGGAUACUAGGAAAUGAGCGAGCGGAUGAGCUGGCCAAAAAGGCGGCUCUCACCAAAAAGACAGCGCCAGACUACAACAAAGUCCCAAUUUCGUUCGUGAAAAAGAGCAUACGCGAAGAAACGGUUAAGAGGUGGCAGGAAAGUCCUCCAGCACGGGAUCGGUGACCAAAGUGUUCUUUCCAAAUUUCCUUGCGGCAAAAAGAACAACUGAGGUAAUAACUCUCACACCGACUCUGGUACAGAUCUUUACCGGACACGGAGGGUUCUCAGCGUAUCUACACCGUUUCCACCUCAAAGACUCUCCAUCAUGCGUAUGCGACCCAGACACGGACGAAACAGUCUGGCAUUUACUCUUCGAAUGUCCAAGAUUUAGCAGAGCCCGAAUCGAGCUAGAGCACAAGCUAGAUGUGAGUCUAGACUUGACCACAAUAAGCUCGGACAUGGAGGAUAAGACCACAAGACCUCCAUUCUUGGAAUUCGCGAGUAAAGUCGCAGAAGCCGCCAUAAAAGUCAACUCCACAAGGCAAAGUACAAACACCGUACUAACGACACAAGCACA